Molecule: messenger RNA, 880 nt
Organism: Sciurus carolinensis (gray squirrel)
Lineage: Eukaryota; Metazoa; Chordata; Mammalia; Rodentia; Sciuridae
Gene: Trim40
Product: tripartite motif containing 40
Exons: 5
Coding region: 104-835 (243 amino acids)
Molecular function (GO): zinc ion binding
Source: RefSeq, a predicted model, not a curated record
GAGAAAAUGACCUGAAAUCGAAAAGGAGAAAUUGAGGGCUGUCAAGUGUGACAGGAUUCUUCAGAAGACCCACUGAGGAGGCUGGUGGGACAGGGUGGAGACCAUGGUCUCCUUACAAGAGGACAGCCAGGAGGAAGAUGUCUGCCCCAUCUGCCAAGAACAUCCAAAGGAGGCUGUGCGCACGGAUUGCAAACACCUCUUCUGUCAAGUGUGCCUGGCCCAGCACAUAGACAAGGCCUUGGCCUCUGAGGCUCUCUGCUGUCCCCUCUGCCGGAAGCCCUAUUCUGAGGGAGUACUGGGGGACCCUUACAUCUGCCACAAGCACCAGAAGAGGUUUCAGAGGUUCUGUGAGAAGAGCAAAUGUCUCCUGUGCGUGGAAUGCCUGGAGUCCCCUGAACACCAGUCUCAUUCUGAGCCGACCAUUGAAAAUGCGAUCAGUCACUACAAGGAACGACUCAACCGCAGAUGCAGGAGGCUCAGAAAGGACAUUGGAGAACUCCAGCGGCUCAAGGCUCAGGAGGAGGAGAAGCUGCAGGCUCUGCAGGUAAACUGUGGAAACCACAAAUUGGAGGCUGAGCUGGUGAGUCAGCAUCAAGACAAGGGACACCUGGAUGUUCUCCCUCAGCAGCAUCUGGACCAGCUGGAGGACACAUCAGCAGAGGAGGCUAGAAUCCUUGACCUCUCCAAGGCAAUAACACAGAUCAGCCUCCUGGUCGCUGAUCUGGAGAGUACAGCCAAGGAGCUGGACGCCAACACACUGGUGAAUGCCAGUGACUUGCUGGAAAGGCAUGAGCCAUCCUCUCUCUCUCCCCACAUGGGCAGACCCAUGACAUAGAAGUGCACAUGGACUUCAUCAAGUUCAAGGAGACUCACUGCUCUG